Molecule: messenger RNA, 5631 nt
Organism: Dreissena polymorpha
Lineage: Eukaryota; Metazoa; Mollusca; Bivalvia; Myida; Dreissenidae
Product: protein C-ets-1-like
Exons: 8
Coding region: 1841-3307 (488 amino acids)
Biological process (GO): cell differentiation; regulation of transcription by RNA polymerase II
Cellular component (GO): nucleus
Molecular function (GO): sequence-specific DNA binding; DNA-binding transcription factor activity, RNA polymerase II-specific
Source: RefSeq, a predicted model, not a curated record
CAGCUGUUUAUGUUUUGGAGGGAAUAUAGUUUUCCCAGAGGCUUUGCAUAGUGAAAAUUGUCAGUGAUUUUUUACCAUGUGGCUUGAAGAAGGUUUUAAGCUAAAGUGCUGAAUUUAGAUUUUUACUGGUGAUAUGAAAGAGGAUAAAUUAAUAAAGGUGAAACAAGGAGAGGACAUAAAAUAUUAAGCACUGAGGUUUUGAAGUUAAAUAGUAGUGAAACAGUUAACCAGAAAGUGAAACCAUAGUAAUUUAAUGUUCAAAACUUAGCUAUUACUUCUGGCUAUUAAUUGCAUGUGGAGUUUGCAUGAAGUUAGACAAGCAUGUGGGGUGUAAAGGAUUAGAUGUCAACGCUGGGUAAUAAAACAAAAUGAAAAACAUGAGAAAUAACAUCUUGAAAGUAAUAUUUUAGAGCUGGGCUGGUAACAAGAUCCCUUACAAAGCCUUUAUAUCUAUUUUAUAUUGGGACAACUGACUCCUUCACCAAGCCCCGCGGGUAUCAUAGGAGUUUUAACAAUAUAAAGAAUAUAUUGGCGAGCACAACCGUAUACUUGAAAGAAAUCCUUUAACUGAGUUGUAAAUUUUGAACAGUAAAUUUGACAGCCUACCUGUGCUGUUGAGGGUUUUAGCGUCGCCAGGUUGUGUCAUUGUGUAUCAUCUGCAAUUACAAGGCAAGCUUGAUAAGGUUUCUUACCUUGUGCCACACCAUAAGUCACAAAUGUCAUUUGACAGAAUAAUGCUCUUGUGAAGAAUCAAUAUCAGCAGUUUAAAAUCUUCUGGGGACAUUCUUUGUUUCAAGAAAAGUUUAAUAAUCUUUUAAUAAUAGGCUUUAAAAAGAAUUUGUGCAUUAGCAGAAGUAUUGUUUUAAAGACCUUUGGAAUCCAUUCUUCUUAGAAGGGAAGUACUCAUCCAAUACUAGGAUGAGAAAUGAAGUGAUAAGGUAAUAACUUUUGCAACUGUGACACCAUUGGUUGAUUUCUGAAAAAUGUGCUGAAGUAAAAUUCCCUCUAUAAUGCCAAAUAAUUUAUUUCUGAAUGGUAACCUAAGACUAAGGUUGGUCAGUGCUGAAUAAAUAUUAACUUUUUGCCCACACAGAUCAAGUGUUCAUGUUAUUGAACCAUGGAUGAAAACUCUGUUUUCCUAAUGUAAGUUCUCAAGUGAAGAUAUGUUACAGCCAAUAGUAAAAGGAGAAAAGGAUGCUAUGGGAACCGAAUGAAAUUAUGUAAAUAAAUUCUAAAUAUGAUUCCUUUGACAGGACAGUAAUGAUGGUGAUUGGUCAUCUGAAAAAUUGUUAUUUAGUUGAAUAUUCAUGAUGCACGUCUUCCAUUAAAAUAUUGCAGAAACAUUAAAUUGUGCUGUCUUGAAAUAAAAAAAAGACAUAGUAUUAUGCGGCCUUUGGAUCAGGAACCGUUCAGACCAAAUUCAAACUGGCGUUGACUGAAAUCGUGUACCCAAUACCUGAAAGAUCCUGUUGCAUAAAAAAAUGGAAUAAUUUUGUUGAAUUCUGCUACGCAAAACGUUCUCCCAGGGCUAGUGGAUAUAGGUGUCUGGUUUUUGAAGACAUUUGAAAGCAUCAGAGUUGAUGACUGUGUUUACGAAUCUUUAUUGUAAUAGUUAUGCAAUCUACAAAAUCGGACAUCUCAUAGAUUUUGACUAUCAGCUGUGAAUAGUCAAAGCAAUAUUUAAAUUAUUUUGGAGAUGAAUUAAGACCAGGCCGAUUUGUAACAUUAACUUUUGUUUCAAAGUCAAUAACAACAACAACAAACUAAAAUUUCUGUGAUCAAUCCAAAAUAGUUGAAAAUUGUGUAUUGACAUUGAACGAAGCGUUGAGACUCAGACACAAUGAUCGAUAUGAUAUCGCCCAAUCUGGUGACACUGAAAGUGCCGCCCACGAUUCCAGCGUUACGGGCCACGACAUCCUGGCAUGGGAGGUUUCUACCGUCCCCAAUCAACGUGAAACGAUGUAAUAGUCUGGAUGUGUCGUCUGGCACAGCGCAGGUGCCCCCCCUCACGCCAGGAACCACUCAGAAGAUGUCACAGGCCCUCCUCGAGUCCUUCAAGAGUUUUGAGAAGGACCAACACAGGCUCGGAAUUCCGAGAGACCCGAUGCAUUGGGACGAGACACAGGUCUCCCAGUGGCUGCACUGGGCCAUACAGGAGUUCACUCUGGAAGGAGUCAACGUCGGGAACUUUGCGAUGCGCGGACGCGAACUCUGCAAGAUGGAGAAGGAAAAGUUUCUGAAACUCGCCCCCCCAUUUAUGGGCGACAUACUUUGGGAGCACCUCGACAUAUUGCAGAAAGACAUGCUGCAAGAGCGAAGUUCUCUGUGUAAUGUCCCACCCACAUAUAGCGAGCCUGUUUGCAUGCCGGAGUUUAGUUGUCACGAUGACCCACACGUAUUUAACCAAGGUUACACAAGUUCCCCGGAGCAGCUCUCUCCGCCUGUACAAAACACUCCACAGGUCCCUUUCUUAGACAACAAAUGUCAGUUCCAGAUGUCCGACUCCCUACAGGCCCUCAACGACCUGUCCCCAACGUACGAGGACAAGUACCACAGUCUGGAGGACGUACAACAGGGCGGCUAUGGAGACCAGAGUCCCACUGACUUCUACUCCAUGCUUCCUGAGCAGAAGUACCGGCCACAACCGAUGAAGAACAUGUGCAGAGGUCAGCAGUACAUGCCACCAGACGCACACCCCAACCCUCUCAUGGACGGCUACUUUGACCCCCAGCCCCAGUACCCGCCCCAGAUGGUGCCCAGCGUGAAGGCCGAGCUGCCCUGGUCACAGGGGGACUAUCCAGGUUGCCAUGGUGACAUGACCCCUGGUUGGUCCCUACCAACUGAUCUCAGAACCCCAGGGAUGCCCCGCCUGCCCUACCACCCCCUGCAGGGUCUAGGGGACAUGGGACUGCAGGGCGAGGGGAAGCCCAUGAUUCAGGCUGCAGCUCUGGCAGGCUAUUCGGGCAGUGGACCCAUUCAGUUAUGGCAGUUCCUGCUCGAACAGCUCACAGACAAGACGUGCCAACACUUCAUCAGCUGGACAGGGGACGGCUGGGAAUUCAAGCUCUCAGACCCAGAUGAGGUGGCACGUCGCUGGGGCAUCAGAAAAAACAAACCCAAAAUGAACUAUGAGAAACUGAGCCGCGGUCUAAGGUACUAUUAUGAUAAAAAUAUCAUUCACAAGACGGCCGGGAAGCGGUAUGUGUACAGAUUUGUAUGUGAUCUCCAGAGCCUGCUAGGUUACACGCCCGAGGAAUUGUGGGAGGCGUGUGAUAUCAAGCCCCAGAAGGACAAGGAAGACGAGUGAUCGGGGUCGUCAAGACGCUUGAUUGGCGGGGCCGGUGUUUCUAUAAAUAGACGGUUUAUUGAAGAGGUGGUGUUUGAUCAUGCACGUAAUCUUGAGAAUGCUUAUGAGCAGACAGCAUGGCGUGUUUGGGCAUGUUUCUUGAGCAUGUGUGCUGAUCGAUGAGUCUUGCAAGCUUCUCAGUAACACUGAUGGCAAAUCUGAUGAGAAUCAGUAGACGCUGUUUAGAGCAAAGAGACAUCUGUAAAGAACUAAGAGAUCAUAUGUUCUUUGCGCAAACGAAAGGCUCUAUGGCGAAAACACAUGUACAGUUUUAGCUACAUUUCACUGUAGCAAGAAAAAAUAUAAAUGUGAUACUCUGAUUGUAUUAUAUGAACAAUAUAUACUAUUUUUGUACUAUUAUUUUUAGCUCACCUGAGCAUAGCAUGCUAAUGUUAGAUUUUGUGAUGGCUUUUUGUCAGUGUAUGACGUUCAUCCGUUGUGUUUCGUCAACAUUUAACUUGUGAACACUAUAGAGGCAACGUUCAGUACUCAUUCAUUAAAUUUAGUCUGAACAUUUAUCCCAAUGAUAUUUCAACUGAGUUUGAAAUUGGGUUGUGAUGCAAAAAACUAGGUCACUUGGUCAAAAUAAAAAAAUGAAAAGCUUGUUAACAAUGUAGAAGUCAUUUUUUUUUACCAAUCCUCAUGAAACUAGUUAAGAACAUUUUUUGUAAUGAUAUCUUUGUCCAGUUCCAAAAUGGUUUUGGUCCGUUCAAAAACAUGGCUUACAACAGUUUUGCUCUUUUAUUUCUCAGGUGAGCAACCAAGGGCUUUUGUCCCACUUAAUUGUAAAUCUUGUUUGAUACGAAAGCGGACUUGAGUGAAGGUUGACUGCUGUACAAUUUUCAGAAGUUGUAUACGUAUGGAAUCACAUACGGUAUGUUGAUUGUUGUUAGCCUACUGAAUCUUGGUAGUCAAAUAUCAUGACAAAAAGAUAUGUUGUUCUGGUUAUAUGUCCUCUCAAUUGUUUUGAAAUCUUUUGUGUGAGACCUUGAAUAUAGUCCUAAUUUGGUAUUUUGCCUAUUUCGGUAUGUUUGUCAAUGCCAAAGGAAAUGAAACAGGAUGCAAUGUUCAUUUCAAAUUCAUCAGGAAAUACCACAUAACAAUGACGGACAGCUAAUGGUGGUAUAAACAGCCUGGCAUCUUGUAGUGCCAGUACAGUUUGUUUUAUGAAGGGAAUGAUUGGUUUCAGUAAGUGUGGAAUAUAAAAUGUUUUCCAAAAAAAAAAUAUGUGUGCCUUUUGAAUGCGCAUUUCAUGUUGCCCGUUUUUAUAAAGUUAUGCCAUUAUGGAUGAAAAAUCUGUAUUGUUUCCCUUUGGAUUUAAUGUGAAUGUGCCUUUGUGUUCAAUAAGUGCUCUUAGAGUUAAUACUCUGACUGGAAAUGUGUUCAUCAAAUGUUUGUUGUUGUUUUUUUGUUUGAUUUUUCAUUUCAUAUGUGUACAUUAUAAUGUUUACAUUUUUAUUUACUGGGACUUAAUUGGAUUAUGCCAGAUCAAGGAAUAAAUAUUUUAGUGCUUUGUUAGAGGUUAAUUAAAAUGUCUGUAAUUUAUUGUGUUUGUGAAAAGGCUUGUAUAUUAUGUAAAUAGAAAUUUAAUUAUUGCAAAAACUUAAAUGCUCUUUUACCAUCACACUUACAUUAGACAUUAAAAAUAUUUUAAUAAAGCAACUUGAGUAUUUAUUUUAUUUAUAUGAUUUAUUGGAACUUGCCUAUGAUAAGUGGAAACUGUACAAGUUUGGAAUGUAUUGAAUUUACUUAAAGAUAAUUACACGUUUCCUACACAUAGGAAUAGUUGAACCUACCUUCAACUAAGAAUAGGUACACCUUUCCUAAAACUAUUUUUACAGGGAGUUCGCAUUCGAGAAAAAGUGAAAUAAAUGUAACGCCUUUAUUUUGUUACUUUUUAUUCAUUUUAUAAAUAAAAACUAAAGCCAUUGUUGUGAAUGUGCCUUUUAUAAUCAUGAGUGAGCUAUGCACAGACUAAUAUGUCUCGCAACUUAUUACCGGUGAUAUUUGAUGGCUUAAUAUAGAAAAUUGUGCAUGUCACUCAGUUUCAGAGGUAAAAAGAACAAAACAAAUAUAGUAUGUGAAUGGUGGUGGUGUAAAACUUACCGGGUAUAAUUGUGUGAACAAUGUUUUUUUUCAACCCUUUUUCAUGUUAAGACUGCAUUACCAGAAAAUGUAACAAAAAUUGUUUCGUUCAUUGAAAUGAUGACAGAUCACAUGCCAUAUUAGACCAAAGUAUUUUAUUGUAAACAAUGCUUUUUUUCUCAGUCUUUUCAAUUAGGGCC